AUGAAGAUUCUGCCAUGGUCAUUGAUUUGCAUAUCCACAGCUGUUUUGCAACAAAUUGCAUCUGCUCAGAUCUACAGUAAUAACCUCAGUUCAUUGAAUGUAGCCAUUGGAGAGGAAUUAGACAAUACAGUGUUAAAUGCACCCAUGCUUCGUGCAUCCGAUGACGUACAACGAAAUAAUAUAAACAGCAUGGUCUUGUAUUGGGGCCAAGGUGAUUUUGGAGAAAAACGGCUUUCAUACUACUGCGAUCAAGAGGGCGUCUCUAUUAUAGCAAUUGGAUUUGUCGUUGAUUUCAUCGGAGGACCCAAAAAGUCGCCCAUUUUAAAUCUAUCAGAUAACUGCAACAAUGUGGAGAACUGCGUUGAAGCAGCACAGGAUAUCAAGUACUGUCAAAAGAAAGGCGUCAAAAUACUCAUAUCUGUUGGGGGUGCAGUAGGCCCUUACCACAAACAAAAUUGGGAUCCGGACCUUUUUGCUUGGUGGAUGUGGAACAAAUUUUUGGGCGGUUCUGAUACAACUGUUGCCAGACCCUUUGGAGAUGCUAUUCUAGAUGGUGUAGACUAUGAUCCAGAGUCUGUCGACGGCGUUGGCUACGAUCGCCACAUUGAUACACUUCGCCAGCUAUACAAGACCCAAUACCCACCUCGCGAAUACUUGAUUACAGCUGCACCGCAAUGUCCAGAUUUAGACUAUUAUUCUAAAAAUGCAGUAUACAACAUACUUCAUCCAGCACCCAAAUAUGAUGCCUAUCCAGACAUGGUAUUUGUUCAAUUUUACAACAACUAUUGCUCUGCUUCAGCAUAUCAAGCUAAAGGGACAACCAAAUUCAACUUUGAUGUGUGGGAUGUAUGGGCUCAACAACGUACCAAGGGGAAAACAAAAGUCUUCCUGGGUGUCUUGGGCAAGGACAAUCAUAUGGAUACUGGCUAUGUUACUUAUGAGAAGCUUACUGUAAUUUUGGAUGAUAUCAGACGCAGCAAAAGCUUUGGUGGUGUGAUGAUUUGGGAUGCGGGCUAUGCAUACUCCAACACGGUGCAGUACUUGAAUGGCCUUACAUAUGGACAAGCUACAUCUAAAUAUUUGGAGCAAUUAAGCAGUGGCAGUGCAAAGACAGCCAAGGCAUUCGAUAGCAUCAACAUGGCAUUCAAAGAGCACAAGGUCCCUGUUUUAGUCCCUCUUGACAGCAACAAUACUGAUUUACCCCCGCCACCUGUUCCCUGCUCUGGCCUAUCAUUCCUGCUACUACGCUCAGUCAGUGCCCGUGUGCUGGCAUCUGCUUUUGGGUCUUCUCCAGAUUCAGUGGACCAGCAUCUUGAAUCUAUCGGCAUGGAUGGCGAUGACCCCAUCAACCCAGGUUCUCGUAUUUGCUUAAUAUCCAACACCAACUCGAAUUCAGUUGUUAUUGGAUACGUCUAUAAUGCCUCUAUAAUUGAUGACCAGGACUUGUCUGGCUAUUACUCAUAG
This is a messenger RNA of Mucor velutinosus, 1464 nucleotides long. It is a transcript of the gene YHM1, whose product is annotated as high copy suppressor of abf2. Gene Ontology annotation, molecular function: chitinase activity. Gene Ontology annotation, biological process: carbohydrate metabolic process. Gene Ontology annotation, cellular component: extracellular region. The coding region runs from base 1 to 1464 and encodes 487 amino acids. The transcript is spliced from 3 exons. The record is from RefSeq and is a predicted model, not a curated record. Lineage: Eukaryota; Fungi; Mucoromycota; Mucoromycetes; Mucorales; Mucoraceae.